Nicotiana tabacum (common tobacco) is the source of this 2220-nucleotide messenger RNA. Its product is annotated as heterogeneous nuclear ribonucleoprotein 1. Lineage: Eukaryota; Viridiplantae; Streptophyta; Magnoliopsida; Solanales; Solanaceae. Gene Ontology annotation, biological process: regulation of translation. The record is from RefSeq and is a predicted model, not a curated record. Gene Ontology annotation, molecular function: mRNA binding.
AAAUUUUCUUUUGUUUUCCUUUCUUCUUUACUACCACAUAUUCUUCUUACCAAAAAGAUAAAAAAGAUAAAAAUUUAUAUAUUAAAAAAAAUUAAAGGCUAGAAACAAUCUUUUUUCUUAGCUGAACAUAAUAUUCAAAAUUGUUACUACUACAUAUAUUGAUUGGAAAGAUUGGAAAGAGAAGAGAAAAGAGUGGGGGACACAAAGUUGGAGGGGCAAAAAAAAUUAUAGAACAACGCCCUACUUUCCCCCUUCUCAUCUCUUAGAUCUUACUGUUUUCUCAUCUGGGUCGUCUGAUUCUUGAUUUGGGACAAUGCAAUCUGAUCUUGGCAAGUUAUUCAUUGGUGGAAUUUCAUGGGACACGAAUGAAGAGCGUCUCAAGGAGUAUUUUAGUACUUAUGGGGAGGUUUUAGAGGCUGUAAUUAUGAAGGAUAGGACUACUGGUCGUGCCCGUGGUUUUGGUUUUAUUGUCUUUGCUGAUCCUGCUGUUGCUGAUCGGGUUAUCAAGGAGAAACACAACAUUGAUGGCAGGAUGGUUGAAGCGAAGAAAGCUGUUCCAAGGGAUGACCAGAGCACAAUAAGUAGAAGCAGUACUAGCAUUCAGGGUUCUCCUGGUCCAGGACGUACAAGAAAAAUCUUUGUCGGAGGUUUAGCAUCCACUGUAACUGAGAGUGACUUCAAGACCUACUUUGAGCAAUUCGGAACAAUCACAGAUGUAGUGGUUAUGUACGACCAUAACACUCAGAGACCAAGAGGCUUUGGGUUCAUAACUUAUGAUUCGGAGGAUGCAGUGGAUAAAGUAUUGCUUAAGACCUUCCAUGAGCUGAAUGGUAAAAUGGUUGAGGUCAAGCGUGCUGUCCCCAAAGAGUUAUCGCCAGGUCCAAGACUUGGUGGCUACAAUAACUUUCCAUUAAGUAGGAUCAAUAACUUCCUUAAUGGUUAUACACAAGGAUACUCUCCGAAUACAGUUGGAGGAUAUGGAGUCAGAAUGGAUGGUAGAUUUAGCCCCAUUGCUGCUGGAGGUAGGAGUGGUUUUGCUCAAUUUGGUUCUGGUUAUGGAAUGGGUCUUAACUUUGAACCAGGGCUAAGCCCAGGAUAUGGGGGAAAUGCAAACUUCAACAGCAGCUUGAGCUACGGGCGAGGACUGAGCCCUUAUUACGUUAAUAGUUCGAAUAGAUUUGGUGGUCCUAUUGGUUUUGAUGGAGGAAAUGGAGGAAGUAGUUCAUUCUUCAGCUCAGCAACUCGGAAUUUGUGGGGAAAUGGCGGACUGGGGUAUGGAACUAAUUCCACAAGCUCUAGCAACUUUGCGGUAUCUGGCAGUGGGAACAUGGGGGCUGGAAAUUUUAGCAACACUGGAGUUUGGGGUUCAUCUUCAAUUUCCUCCCAAGGUGGAGGAAAUGUUUCUAACCAAAGUGGUAAUCUUGGUUAUGGGGGUGAUGAUAGUUUAUAUGGUUUGUCUGGAGGCUAUGGAAGAAAUGUUACAACAAGCGUGGCUCCUGCAUCAUCAUAUCCUGCAUCUAAUGGUAGCUAUGAUGGGGCUCUUGCUGAUCUUUACAGUGGUGGUUUGGGAUAUAGUGAUUCCGCUUGGCGCUCUGCAAAUUCUGAGCGAGAUGGAUCUGGUUCAAUUGGUUAUGGACUCGGUACUGCAUCCUCGGAUAUGCCACCUAAAAGUUCAGCUAGUUAUGUUAGCAGUUAUGGUGUUGGUAAACGACAGACAAACAGAGGGAUUGGUGGCUAGGAGAAUAUUGCCAAACAAGGGUGUUACAUUAGGGCUAACUGGAGUGCCUGUUUUGAAGGUCUAGAGAUAGAAGUUUACAAGAUUUUGUGCUAAAGGUUUUUUUGUUUUUUGUUUUUUGUUUUGAGUUUAUGUCUUUAGAAAUUCCCUUUCUUUUUCCCUUGAGUGAGGUGUAAAAUCAGAUUGCGGCGUAUAGUCAGAAAUGUAUCAUGCAUCUCUGGUGGGGCAGCGAUACAUACACAACAAAAAUAGACAGAAAGUUUUGCGUAAAAUGUUUAGAUUUAAUGUUUUUUUCCUGCAGUAAUGUUGCUGCAAAGUUGCAGAUUCUUGUCUGGUAAUUUGUUUUGCUUUGUAGUUUUCCCUUAAAUGGGAUUUUUCCUUUAUCAUUUGAAUGUAAGGGAGGUUGUUGAUUUAGUGUGAUACAUUUUAGGGAUACCCAUCUAGGGUCCCCCUAAUGAAUAAAUUACUAUAUACUUUGAUGCUCA